CCGGAAGUGUACUGUGUUAGCAUAAAACACAAUGUCCUGAUGGACAACAUCCGACCGCGUCUGAAAUUUGGGAGUAAAGUGGAUGAUGUGAAACUGCGGAAGCGAAAAUCCCAACUGUACUCAAAGGAAGAUGAAAGUACUCUUGAAUACGGUGAGCUGAGACGCAGAGUUGUUGUGUUUUCUGUGGCCUUCAGACUCAUCAACUGCCUCCUGGUUCAGACCAGCUUCGUCCCUGAUGAGUACUGGCAGUCUCUGGAGGUGUCCCAUCGUAUGGUUUUCAAUUAUGGGUAUCUGACCUGGGAAUGGAAGGAAGGCAUAAGAGGAUUCACCUAUCCGCUCUUCUUUGCAGUCAUAUACAAGAUAUUAUCCUUCCUGCACUUCGACUCAGUCUUUCUCCUGAUAUGGCUCCCACGAAUAAUUCAAGCGCUCUUUGCUGCGUUUGCAGAUGUAAAAUUCUUCUUCCUCAUCCGUACAUUGGAAAGUCGUGAUGUUGCAAAAUGGACGUUCUUCUGCCAUAUGUGCUCGUGGUUCUCGUGGUACUGCUGCACCAGGACUCUCACCAACAGCAUGGAGACCACCGUCACCUGUCUGGCUCUUUUUUACUUUCCCCUCCCUGGAUCCAAAACUCACAGCAGCAAAAUAUAUUUGACCUUGGUCGCGUUGGCUGUCGUCGUUCGCCCGACGGCCCUGAUCGUCUGGUUUCCUCUGCUGAUGUACCAUUUCUGGCAGGAAGAUAAUAAACUGAGGCUCAUCACUCAUAACUUUGUGCCUAUAGGAGCUGUUGCUGUUGUGAUUUCAACACUGAUCGACUGCAUAUUUUAUGAAAAGUGGACCGUGGUGCAGUUCAACUUCCUGAAGUUCAACGUCUUCAACGGAGUGGCCGAUUUCUACGGCUCCCAUCCCUGGCACUGGUACUUCUCUCAGGGGUUUGCCGUCGUGGUCGGUCCUCAUCUGCCGCUCUUUCUUCACGGCUGCAGCCUGGCCUUCAAAAGAUACAAAAUCCUGUUGGCAGCGGUCGUCUGGACAAUCGGGGUCUACAGUCUGCUUCCUCACAAGGAGUUCAGAUUCAUCUAUCCGGUGCUGCCUUUCUGUAUGAUCUUCUGUGGGAUAUCUUUGGCUAGUUUGAAAGCGUGGCGACGAGCUGCUGCGUUCAUGCUGUUGGUGAGCAACCUGGUCGCAGCGCUGUACACCGGCCUGAUCCACCAGCGAGGCACUCUGGACGUCAUGAGCCACCUCCAGACGCUGUGUGACGUCAGCAGCGCCUCCUCCGCUCUGCAACCGGACGUCCUCCUCCUCAUGCCCUGCCACUCAACGCCCUUUUACAGCCACGUCCACUGCCCGAUGAAGAUGAGGUUUCUCGAGUGUCCUCCAGAUCUCGGCGCGGAGGGUCACGUGGAUGAAGCGGACCGGUUCUACGACGACCCGCUUCACUGGCUCAGAACUUCUUUUCCAUACAAAUCUUCUCUACCGACACAUCUGGUUUUGUUUGACGUUUUGGAGAAGGAAAUCUCCGUGUUUUUGCAAGGGAAUAACUUUGUGAGGACAGCAGAGAUGUUUCACACUCAUUUUCCCGAGGGAAGAGUUGGAGGUAACAUCUUUAUUUAUGAAAGGCACUGACAGACACUGGAACAAUAGCAAGUCUCUCCUUAAUGGGAUUAUCACAUGAUAUGUAUUUGCAACUUAAAUAAAUGUUAAAUUCAAAUGUUA
This is a messenger RNA of Cottoperca gobio, 1707 nucleotides long. RefSeq names its product phosphatidylinositol glycan anchor biosynthesis, class B (gene pigb). The transcript has 13 exons. Gene Ontology annotation, cellular component: endoplasmic reticulum membrane. Gene Ontology annotation, biological process: GPI anchor biosynthetic process. Lineage: Eukaryota; Metazoa; Chordata; Actinopteri; Perciformes; Bovichtidae. The record is from RefSeq and is a predicted model, not a curated record. Gene Ontology annotation, molecular function: alpha-1,2-mannosyltransferase activity. The coding region runs from base 40 to 1617 and encodes 525 amino acids.